This is a messenger RNA of Aplysia californica (California sea hare), 1531 nucleotides long. RefSeq names its product ras-related protein Rab-14. Gene Ontology annotation, cellular component: phagocytic vesicle; trans-Golgi network; Golgi apparatus. The coding region runs from base 123 to 767 and encodes 214 amino acids. Gene Ontology annotation, molecular function: GTPase activity; GTP binding. NCBI's taxonomy places the organism in Eukaryota, Metazoa, Mollusca, Gastropoda, Aplysiida, Aplysiidae. The record is from RefSeq and is a predicted model, not a curated record. Gene Ontology annotation, biological process: endocytic recycling; phagosome maturation; defense response to bacterium. The transcript has 9 exons.
CCUUAGUUUACGCCCCUACGGUAGAUGGCGAUGACGAAUCACUACAUCCGCCAUUAUUCUGGAGUCCAUAGUCGGUAAACAAACCAAGAGUGUCGAGACUUUUAAGGAUCCUAACAGGCACAAUGGCGGCGGGCCCUUACAAUUACAGUUAUAUCUUCAAGUACAUCAUCAUAGGUGAUAUGGGCGUGGGGAAAUCCUGUCUGUUGCACCAGUUUACGGAGAAGAAAUUCAUGGCAGACUGCCCCCACACUAUAGGAGUGGAGUUCGGAACUAGAAUCAUUGAAGUGGCUUCCCAGAAGAUCAAGCUUCAGAUUUGGGACACAGCCGGCCAGGAGCGCUUCCGAGCGGUGACGCGGAGCUACUACCGCGGUGCCGCCGGCGCCCUCAUGGUCUACGACAUUACGAGAAGAAGCACGUACAAUCAUCUGAGCAGCUGGCUGACUGAUGCCCGGAACCUGACGAACCCUAAUACAGUGAUAUUCCUCAUCGGCAACAAAUGUGAUUUGGAUGCACAGAGAGACGUGACCUACGAGGAGGCCAAGCAGUUUGCGGAAGAGAACGGUUUGAUGUUUUUGGAAUGCAGUGCGAAAACAGGGGAGAACGUGGAAGACGCCUUUCUGGACACGGCCAAGAAAAUCUACCAGAACAUCCAGGACGGCAGCUUGGACUUGAACGCGGCUGAGUCUGGAGUCCAGCAUAAACCGGCCACCCCUCGCAACCCCAUCACUACAGACCAACCCCCCAAUAAAGAGAACUGUUCUUGCUAGAUAGGGAGGUCAUGCUUGAGUCAUCCAUCGUCGUCAUCCCCCCAGAGUUGUCUGUCCGUGUGUCUUCAUCCGUCGCCGUCUUCGUUCGUGGUCGUUGUCGUCAAGGUCAAACAUCUUCCUCACCGUUGUCAUCCCGAUGCGCAAUUGAAAGUGAAUCCGUGUGUCACUGUCUGAUCAGGUUACUCUACUCACCUCAGCAUCAUAUUUGUUUUGGUUAUUAUUUGUCCGUUCCUUUUGGUUUGCUUGCGAGGAUGUAGAAUAUUUCUGGAGAAAAGGAACUUGGCGUGUGUCGUGUUUUGAGAGCGAAAGUUUUUGUUUUUGUUUUUUUUCUUUCCAUGUCCAACAUGUUGUAUUUAGUUUUUACACGGGGGUCUGGGGGAUAAAUGGCCUCCUAGCUCACACUCAAACUCACACCCACACUCACACUCACAUCCCUCGACUUAAAUCAGGCCCCGUGCAGCCGGUGGACAAGCUGUCCUUUGUGGUCUUAGAUAAGAUAAGAUAAGAUAAGAUACAUCUUUUUUGUCCAGAUCAUGGCACAUUGGUUUGUUUCUGUAUAGAUUCCGAACUUGUGUGUUAGAAUGACCACAGAAACAGUAUCGGUGAACGCAAGAGUUGAUUUUGAGACUGGUGGGAUUCUUUAGAGUCUUAAGUGAAUUCCCCAAUUUACCUGAUGGCUUCAUCGGAAAACUUAUGCUGUUGCGAGCGCCGUAAAACCUUACUAAAACUAAACUUCAUUGGAAAGUACAAGGAGAUCUGUCAGU